This is a messenger RNA of Coffea eugenioides, 1413 nucleotides long. RefSeq names its product omega-hydroxypalmitate O-feruloyl transferase. The record is from RefSeq and is a predicted model, not a curated record. Bases 1 to 1413 code for a protein of 470 amino acids. Gene Ontology annotation, molecular function: acyltransferase activity, transferring groups other than amino-acyl groups. NCBI's taxonomy places the organism in Eukaryota, Viridiplantae, Streptophyta, Magnoliopsida, Gentianales, Rubiaceae. The transcript has a single exon.
AUGGCCCCAGGGGUUGAAGAGCUCCAAUUUCCUCAUCUUCAGAUUCCGGUAUCCAUAAAAUCCAUUUCUCCCGUCCUCCCUGCAUGUCCCGUCCCAGCAGCCGACGGCGAUACCCUUUACCUCUCGAAUCUUGAUGACGCGAUUGGUGUGCGAGUUUUUACUCCUACCGUCUACUUUUACCGAUCAAACAGCGAGAAACCGGUCGCGUCGGUUCUCAGAGAUGCUCUGGCAAGCGUUUUAGUGCCUUACUUCCCCUUCUCAGGUAGGCUUAGGGAGGCGAAAAAUGGGAAGUUGGAAGUGUUUUUUGGACCUCAACAAGGUGCACUUUUCAUUGAAGCUCAAACGGAUAUGUCCUUAGCCGAUCUUGGAGACGUGACCGUGCCAAACCCUGCAUGGACGGCAUUGAUCUACAAGUUCCCUGAUGAAGAGCAGUACAAAGUCAUUGACAUGCCGUUAGUAAUAGCACAAGCGACUCAAUUUAGCUGCGGUGGCUUUAGUCUUGGGCUGAGGAUGUGCCAUUGUCUUUCCGAUGGGGUUGGAGCUAUGCAGUUCCUGAGUGCGUGGGCUGCCACAGCGAAAGCCGGCUCAUUGGUUGUAAAUCCCAAGCCUUGUUGGGAUCGUGAAAAUUUUGGGCCCCGCAAUCCUCCUAAGGUUCAAUUUCCUCAUACAGAGUACAAGAGAAUUCUCGAUGGCUCAACUCUGACGAAGAGCCUGUGGGAAGUUAAGCCCAUUCAGAAAUGUUAUCGGAUUAGCCGCGAUUAUCAAGCCCGUUUGAAGACCUUGGCUCAAGCGGGAGGGGAUUUGCCAUGCACCACAUUUGAUGCCAUGGCAGCCCACGUGUGGAGAUCCUUUGUGCAAGCAUUGGAUGUGAAGCCUCUGGAUUUUGAGCUGCGCCUGACAUUUUCCGUCAAUGCAAGGCCGAAGCUCAAAAAUCAGCCGCUGAGUGAUGGUUUUUACGGCAAUGUACUGUGCGUAGCAUGUGCCACGAGCACCGUCCACGGACUUGUUAACGGAUGCCUCUCGGACGCAACCUGGCUGAUUCGCCAGGCUCGGUUGGAUGUUUCCGAGGAAUAUUUGAGAUCGACAAUUGACUACAUCGAAGUUGAUAGGCCCAUGAACCUGGAAUUCGGAGGAAAGCUGACAAUAACACAAUGGACUAGAUUUUCGAUUUACGAGUGUACUGAUUUUGGGUGGGGAAGGCCCAUUUACGCCGGUCCAAUAGACUUAACUCCAACGCCUCAAGUGUGCGUUUUCUUGCCCGAGGGAGGAGCUGAUUCCGAGGGUGCCAUGCUAUUGUGCAUCUGUCUGCCGGAAUCGGCUUCGCGCAGAUUUGGGGAACUUUUAUCGCUCAAUGAGAUUCCAUUAACGGCUCGUGAAGUGAAAGACAACCACCGCCAAGGUGGUAAGUGUUAA